AUGCAUAGUGAUUUAGCAUAUCACAGCAACACACAAGAUCCUUUCAAUAAACCACCAGAUGAUCAUGAUCACCACCCACAGCAACCACAGCAACAGCAACGAGAACACCACCCAGCAGCGGGUUCUGCUGCUACUUCCAUCGAUCCACUAGAUACAACCACAACAGCCAAUGAUAACCACUUUGCAUCUAUUCCACGUACUUCUGCACCUAUACCAACAGCCAGUCUUCGUCAAUCAAGUGCAAUAAAUGAAGAUGAAUCGACUCUACCGACACUACACAAGUACUCAAGAAGAGUCUCGUUUAACAAUUUGAACCCAGUUCAUGACGGUGAUUUCUUGUAUAAUCGUCCAAUUUACAACCAAGCCACAAAUGCUAGUGGAAAACAAUAUGGUUCAUAUUCAGGUCCAUCAUCAUCAUUAUCAAGUGCGACAGCUGCCAUUGCCGGUGGUAGCUCGGAGGCAACGUCUCCUUUGUUUGCUCCAGCACAACUUAACAUACCCAAUGGUAAUGAAAAUUAUCGUUAUGGUACUUCACCUACUCGUCAAUCUUCUUUUCCAUUUGCUAGUUUGCCAAAAGUCCCUAAUUUUGAUGUCAUUAGUCAAUCACCAGGUUCUUCGUACUAUUGUUCACAACAACAACAACGUAAAAGAAGAUUAAAGUUACCCAAUCCACCAGAAAAAUCUAUUUUAAAGAAUAAGGUAUCACAACAACAAUUGGAAUAUAAUUAUAGGUUUGGAGGUAAUAUUGAAGAUGCCACUAUCAAUUAUCAUAAAGAAGAGGAAGAAGCACAAGAAGAAGAAGAAGAAGAAGAAGAAGAAAAUGUUGAGAAGACGAACCCAUCUGUGGACCACGAGCAACCUCAGCGAAGAAAGUCAUAUGCUGGCAUGACUGAUGAAGAGCUAUUAGCUCUUGACCCUCAGUUUAAUAUGAAACCAAAAACGUCCAAUUUCAAUGCGUUCAAAUUUGAUAAUCAAAAGAUUUAUUACACUAAUCGAAAACCGUCAACUUCAGGAGUUUCUGCUUUGGAGAAGUUACAAGCUCAACAACAACAAUACCCUUCAUCAAAUGAAAAUAAUUAUCGAUCAAUUGCUCUUACUGUCCAACAUGAUGAUUAUGAUGAAAUUGAAUUUAGAAGGACUUUGUUGACAACAAUUUCGGGAAGAAAACAUUCAUGGAAUUCUCUUGAUUGGCUAUUGCAGAUUGAUGACUUCAUAUUGAAUCAGAAUCAACUGAUUUUACACGAUGGGGAUUACUUGAUUGUUGCUAGUUUCAUCCCACAGAAAUUCAUCAAGGAAUAUAGCUCUAAAAGAAGGAAAAUGAGCUGUGAUGAUUAUUUGAAAUCGAAAUGUUUUGAUUUGCUUGAAUAUCUUAAAUUGAAUCUUGCUCAAUUGGAUUUAAGAAUUAAAAUGACAGUUGAAUUUGUCGUUGAAAGUGGAUUAGAUUCUAUUGAACAGCAUGGCAAUGAAUUUGGAUCUAAAUUUAUGUUGAAUAAAUUGGUCAAACAAUAUCAUCCUAAUAUUUUCAUUGUCGGAAUCAAAUCAUCAAAUUUGAAUUUUAAAUACAAGAUUAAAAAAAAUAGUGAAAGGAGUUACUUGGUGAAAUAUUCAUCAUUUAUCGUUAAGCAUGCUGGUAUACCCGUUGUCUUAGUUAGUAAUCUGUCAAAGCAUACGACCGAUAAUCAAAAGAGACACGGGAGGCAACAGCAACAGCAACAGCAGUCGCAACAACAUCAAUCUAAAUCGCCAGUUCCCAAAAUUACCUUUAGUGAUAAUUUAGUUGCGGUUGGAUCGAAUUCCAGUUCAUCAAUUGAAUCAGUUGAAUCGUUUGCACCGCAGACAACACCAAUAGACGAGAAUAGUGGUGGUUUGAUUGACCAUCCCACUCCAUAUAACUCGAUUGAAAAGUAUCAGAGUUGGAUUGCAACUAUUUCAGAUAAAUCAUUUACCGAUUCUGUUAAUUAUCUCCAAGCCAUCAAUUCAAAGGACGACUCUUUGAAAAUUGAUGGUAGAAUUCAUCAAAUUUAUAAAUCUCAACUGCAUGGACAACAACUGGGUUCACUUGCCACCACAUCAACCAAUCGAUCAUCCGCCACAAGUCGUCAUAGUUCAGUCGCGUCUGACGGAUCAGGUGGGGGAGGAGGAGCCAAUGACAAUGUGUAUCGAGUCAAAUCCUUGAUUUCCAUUGAAGAUGAUGAGGAUGCAAAAAGAAGAAAAGAAAUGAGACAGAAACGAAGAGCCAGUGGGUCCAAUGGUACUUCCGGCUCUAGCGGAUUGCUUUCAAGCAUGAAGAGUAAUGAUUCUGGUGGGUCUAGUAGUAAUGAAACUAAGGGAAAGAAGUCAUUUUGGAGGAAAAUUGGAUUCAAAAAGGGGUAG
This is a messenger RNA of Lodderomyces orthopsilosis Co 90-125, 2373 nucleotides long. RefSeq lists its product as uncharacterized. The transcript has a single exon. The coding region runs from base 1 to 2373 and encodes 790 amino acids. The record is from RefSeq and is a predicted model, not a curated record. Lineage: Eukaryota; Fungi; Ascomycota; Pichiomycetes; Serinales; Debaryomycetaceae.